This is a messenger RNA of Macaca mulatta (Rhesus monkey), 3855 nucleotides long. The record is from RefSeq and is a predicted model, not a curated record. NCBI's taxonomy places the organism in Eukaryota, Metazoa, Chordata, Mammalia, Primates, Cercopithecidae.
GCGCCGCGGCAGCCGACCCCGCCUCCUGGGCGGACAGCGAUGCUCAGCGGGCUGCGGCCGAGUCACCGCCGAGCGCUGGCCGGGCCGCGGACCGACCGACAGAGGCACCGAUCGGCCAACUGUCCACUGCGCAGAAGGAGCGGCCGCCCCGUGCCCCGCCGCACCGCGCUGAGGCCAAGUCCGCAGAGCCGCGAGGAAGCCGAGGGCUGCGCGGGGAACCGUGCAGGUGUCACUCGGGACGCGGAAGUGCGCUUGCCGUGGUUUGCUUUACAAUACGCUUGAGACUCCCCGACAAGGGUAAUUUGGUCGAGUUCGACGGGAAAGUCCCCUCCCCACCCCAGCGCCAGCCGCGCAGCCUGAGGUUACUGUCCCCGGCGCGUCCUCCGUUGCCCCAGUCCAGAGGCUGCCUUUGAACCCGGGCGCGCGCGAGCGCAGGGCAUCCGAGGCGACAGUCCCGGGCACGGCCCGACCUGAGCCCGGCCUGGCAGGAAGACUGUAAUCGUGGGGUGAGUUAAAAAUAAGGCCCUUCUGAUUGGGAGCUGCUUUUUAAAACGCCCCCUCCCUGUCCGUUGUUAACACGCAGCAAAAUAACAAUAACAGUUGUGCAACUGUGUCUUCCCAAAAGGAACCUCAUUGUUGAACUUAUGAAAAAUCGGUUGGCAGUAUACAGUGUGGGAACUGUACUGUGAUCAUUGGCUAACCAAGAUGGUGACAAUUUAUUAUUUCAAAGACUCAAAGGCGGCUGGAGUCCUACAAUGUCGUAAUCAUAAAAAUGGAAAGCACGGCAACCUCAGGUUGCUACAGAGUACUCUACUCCAAAGUAAAAGUUAUUCUCUGAGAAAGUGCUUACUGCCUUUUCUGUUCUCUAGUUUGCUUGUUUAAACAUUUACUCCACGAAAUUGCUCAAACUUCCCCAUCUUUGAAUAUCUAGCCUCUGGGAUGAGACAGAUGAUCUUUCUCCGUUUUCACUUUUUAUAGAAUACAGCUACCUACCCAGGCAAUAUGAAGAUUUUAUUUGUAGAACCUGCCAUUUUCCUUAGUGCAUUUGCUAUGACUUUGACCAGUCCGCUGACAACGCAAUAUGUUUAUCGGAGAAUAUGGGAAGAAACUGGCAACUACACGUUUUCAUCUGAUAGCAAUAUUUCUGAGUGUGAAAAAAACAAAAGCAGUCCAAUUUUUGCAUUCCAGGAGGAAGUUCAGAAAAAAGUGUCACGUUUUAAUCUGCAGAUGGACAUAAGUGGAUUAAUUCCUGGUCUGCUGUCUACAUUCAUACUUCUGUCUAUUAGUGAUCACUACGGGCGAAAAUUCCCUAUGAUUUUGUCUUCCGUUGGUGCUCUUGCAACCAGCGUUUGGCUCUGUUUGCUUUGCUAUUUCGCCUUUCCAUUCCAGCUUUUGAUUGCAUCUACCUUCGUUGGUGCAUUUUGUGGCAAUUAUACCACAUUUUGGGGAGCCUGCUUUGCUUAUAUAGUUGAUCAGUGUAAAGAACACAAACAAAAAACAAUUCGAAUAGCUAUCAUUGACUUUCUAGUUGGACUUGUUACUGGACUGACAGGACUGUUAUCUGGCUAUUUUAUUAGAGGGCUAGGUUUUGGGUGGUCGUUUCUAAUUAUUGCUGUUUCUCUUGCUGUUAAUUUGAUCUAUAUUUUAUUUUUUCUUGGUGAUCCAGUGAAAGAGUUUUCAUCUCAGACUGUUACUAUGUCAUGUAGUGAAGGCUUCAGAAACCUAUUUUACCGAACUUACAUGCUUUUUAAAAAUGCUUCCAGUAAGAGACGAUUUUUACUCUGUUUGUUACUUUUUACAAUGAUCACUUAUUUUUUUGUGGUAAUUGGCAUUGGCCCAAUUUUUAUCCUUUAUGAAUUGGAUUCACCACUCUGCUGGAAUGAAGUUUUCAUAGGUUAUGGAUCAGCUUUGAACAGUGCCUCUUUUUUGACUAGUUUCCUAGGAAUAUGGCUUUUUUCUUAUUGUAUGGAAGAUAUUCAUAUGGCCUUCAUUGGGAUUUUUACCACGAUGACAGGAAUGGCUAUGACCGCGUUCGCCAAGACAACACUGAUGAUGUUUUUAGCCAGGGUGCCGUUCCUUUUCACUGUUGUGCCAUUCUCUGUUCUCCGGUCCAUGUUGUCAAAAGUGGUUCAUUCGACUGAACAAGGUACCCUGUUUGCUUGUAUUGCUUUCUUAGAAACACUUGGAGGAGUCACUGCAGUUUCUACUUUUAAUGGAAUUUACUCAGUCACUGUUGCUUGGUACCCUGGCUUCACUUUCCUGCUGUCUGCUGGUCUGUUACUACUUCCAGCCAUCAGUCUAUGUGUUGUCAAGUGUAUCAGCUGGAAUGAGGGAAGCUAUGAACUUCUUAUACAGGAAGAAUCCAGUGAAGACAAUAGAAGUUAAUUCAAUAGAAGUUAAUUCAAUCCAGUUAAUUCAAUAGAAGAAUCCAGUGAAGAAUGCUUCAGACAGAUAACUGUGAAUCUAUGAAUGCACAUAUCACAUACUGUGACUUCUGAAGACUGUAAAUGAAUUCCACAAUCAGUGCUUCACUGAGAACCCAUUUGAUGUAUCUUUUCUCCUAAACUGGACAGUCAGAGAGACAGCUCCUGGCUUUAGCUUCUUGCGGUACCACACACUUUGAGCACUUUGUGUGUAUCAUGCAAUGUACUUGCAAUACACAGAACAAAUCUCAAAUACGCCUCACUUUUGGACACAGAAGAGAAACAUUAAAACUUAAGGGUGCAAGGUGGGAUCAAGAAACUUGAUCAGGUCAAAAGCAAUAAUCUCCCUGACAUAUUCCAGGCUCUUACACUGAGACCAAAGAGAAAUCUUUACCUUAGUUUCUUCAUCAGCAGAAUGGGUUUCUGGCCUCUCUCAGGGAUUUUUGAAGGCAUAAUGAAAAUUAUGAUGAAUCAUUCAUUGGUAGGAAAAUAAUGAUGUAAGUUUCACAUAUGUGUAAUUUUACCUAUACUUCGUAAUGCUUCGUUUGAUAGAGCCUGUUAAGCUGCUAUUGAUAGUCAGAGCUUAUAUACUGACUUCUGAAGACUGUACACGAAUUCCACAAUCAGUGCUUCACUGAUACAAAAUCCUUAAAAGGGAGGCACUUUAAAGAAUAUGUAUUUUUCACUUUUCUUAAUAUGUUUCAUCAGUGACAGGCAUGAUAAUGUUUCUAAUGUAAUGGGUAAUUGGGAAAAAUAGAUUAGAAAUAAAAUUGCUCUAAAGAAGUUAAAAAACUGAAUGAACAGCUAAUAGUGGUAUAAAAAACUGAAUGAACAGUAAUGUUUGGAGCCAACAUGUUGUCCCUUGUGUUAGUAAAAGGAUAUUCACAUUCCAUGAUCCCUGGCUGAGUUCCACCUCUAGUCUUUCUUACCCAGCUGUUGUCUAUCCUUGUUCAAUUAGAAAUACUGAUAAGAGAAUUUUUAGAAUACAGAUCUUGUACUCCUUAAAUUUGAAUCCGUCAGCAUUGUCACUCAUAGGAAAAUGAUCAAACAAGCAAGCCAGUCAUGAUUUGACCCCUUUCCAUCUCAUUUCUGACUGCCUUACACUCAUCCUGAGGUCCACCUUGGUCUCUCAAAACACCAUGUGCUCUCAUGCCCCCAUGUCUUUUCACACACUGUUCCAUUUGCUCUUCCUCCCACAUUACACUGAAACUUUCAAGCCUCAGCCAAAACAUUGCUGCUUCUGCAUAGCAGCCUUCUUGACAUCCCUUCUUACUCCCCAGUCCCUACAGGGCUUCCGUAGCUCUUUGUGCGUACUUCAAUCCCAGCAUUUUCCAUCAACUUGUAAUUGUUUCUGCUACCUGACAAUCAUCGCCUUGAGUACUGGGACAACCUUUGAUUACUCAUAUCUUCAAUAAAUGUUUGUUGAACUAAA